GUGUAGUAAUGAAUACACUCGAAGGCGAAUGUGUUUUCAAUCUGACAGCGUACGUGUUCAUCGUGACAGUCAAUAUUUCCCCUUCGGUUGGACGCAGAUAAAGUCUUAUGGUGUGGUGAUAAGAAGAGCAGCCAAAACCCCCAGUUCAAGAUAGAAGAGCAUUAAUCUCUGCGUAUGAGCAAAGUGUGAAAGUGGAGAAGAUAAAAGUCUCGUCUGUCAGUGUUGUGAAUGAUGUCGAACACAAUUGUUGCGCGAACUGCUCUGGGCCCCAUUCGGGGGCUCCACAGUGAAAAUCUCUGGGGCACAAAGUACCUCAGUUUCUACCGAGUUCCCUAUGCCAAGCCUCCAAUUGGCAGCCUUAGGUUCAAGGAUCCAGAACCUGCUGAGCCUUGGACGGAAGUGUUGGAUUGCACAGUGGAGAGCCAAGGAUGCAGCCAGAAGAUGAUGUUCCUGGAAACAUUUCAGGGCGAAGAGGAUUGCCUUCAUUUGAGUGUUUUCACCAGGAAUUCUGACCCUAAGAAAUUGCUCCCAGUCAUGGUUUUCAUCCACGGCGGUGGCUUUGUGUGCGGAUCAAAUGAGACGCAAGUCUAUGGACCGGAUUUCCUCAUUGAGAAAGAUGUUGUUCUCGUGACAAUCAACUAUCGCCUCGGCGCUCUGGGAUUCCUCAAUCUGCACGAUCCCAAUCUCAGUGUCCCUGGCAAUGCUGGACUGAAGGAUCAAAGCAUGGCUCUGAAGUGGGUGAAGAAUAACAUUUCCUACUUCGGCGGAGAUCCCAAUUGUGUCACAAUCUUUGGGGAAAGCGCUGGAGGCGCUUCUGUGCACUAUCAUUUGAUAUCAGAACUGUCGCGUGGUCUCUUCCAUCGGGCCAUCGUCCAGUCGGGGUCUGCCUUCAGCAAUUGGGCCUUGUCUCCUGAUCGAGACUGGGCAGGACGCUUAGCCCAGGCUCUGGGAUGGAAUGGAAUUGGCGGUGAAGCGGCGAUCUUACAAACUCUGAUGGCUGCUGAUCACAUGGAGAUUGUUACAGCGCAAGAAACUGUGCUGACGCCAGAGAUUAAGCAAGAAGGCACCAUCAAUCACUUCGUCCCGUCCAUUGAACACUACCAAAGUGAUCAAUGCAUGAUUCCUCGGCAUCCGCGAGAGAUGUGUCGAACCGCGUGGGGAAAUGCAAUUCCAGUGAUGGUUGGAAUGACCAGUGAGGAAGGAUUAAUAUUCUAUCCAGACAUCAAGAAGAAAAUUGAGAAGAAAGAUCCAAGCUUGACAGAUUGCAUUCCGUUGGAUCUCAAAUUACCCAUGAACAGUGCUGAACGCAAGAUUAUCGCAGACAAGAUUAAAGAUUUUUACUUUGAUAAAACGAAAACAGCCCAAGAAAAGCACGACAAUUACGUAAAUAUGUAUACUGAUAAGGACUUUGCACACGGAAUAACAAGGCUAGUGCGAUCCAGAUGCGAGAAUUCCUUCAAAGUUCCAACUUUUCUCUAUCGCUUCAACCACGAUUUGCCGACUCUUGUGUUCGUGAAGCCACUGUUCUGCCCAGAACCUGGAGUGUCUGGAAUUUGUCAUGGAGAUGAAUUGCCGUGUCUAUUCAAGAACUCCUUCACCGAAGUAACAAUUUCCAAGGAUAGCACAGAAUACAAGGCUAUCGAUCGCAUGGUAACGAUAUGGACAACAUUUGCUGCAACCGGGAACCCGAAUUGCGAUGCUACAAGACCAGAACUCUGGCAUCCAGUGGCAGUUACUGGUCCUCCUUUCAAGUGUCUCAACAUCUCUGAGAGAUUGGAGUUCUGUCAGCUCCCAGAGACAGAGAGAAUGGCUCUGUGGGACUCCUUUUACACCCGUGACACCCUGACAUGAUGACGAUGUGUAUUGAUUUUGGACGGUUGAGGAAAAAGAUGUAAAUAAAUGAUUGUGGAUUUUUUGAAGUGACGAAAAAGAAGUAUUAACUAAAUUGGUCUCCCGCUGCAAAAUGACCAAUUUCGAUC
Messenger RNA from Phlebotomus argentipes, 1979 nucleotides. RefSeq names its product esterase B1-like. NCBI's taxonomy places the organism in Eukaryota, Metazoa, Arthropoda, Insecta, Diptera, Psychodidae. The transcript has 4 exons. The record is from RefSeq and is a predicted model, not a curated record. The coding region runs from base 229 to 1851 and encodes 540 amino acids.